AUGGCUCCCCCAGGCUCUAGGUGGUGGCAGGCACCUGAUGAAGGUGAUCUCGACUAUGGAUUUGAUUCUGACGAUUUGGAUACUAGAUUUGCCCAGCCUGAGCGCAAUCCCCACCGAGUGCUCCCCCAAGACCGAGAAGCUCCCGACGGAAACGCAGAAGGAGACCGAGAUACACCAAAGCCGGAAGAGAAAGGCGUACUUGGAAAUAUGACUUCGUGGUUGCAUCGCCAGGCUGGUUCGUCCAAUAAUCAGCUUGCCACAACCGCCGUGCUCUCCGGAGCUGCAGUCGCCGGUGCAAUCUUUGGAUAUCAGGCCUAUAAGCGGACCGAGGCUGUUCAUGACCUCAAGGCUUCUAUCCCGACCCUUGACGAAGCGCACCAUGCGGAGAAGCUCACAGAAUUUGGUAUCGCCGACAAUGGAAUUCCAAUGAGCAAGGAGGAUGAGCGUAGCGCAGCUCUAGCUCGUCGGGCGCAGAAAGGCGACUAUGACGAUGCCCGGAACCGUGUUUUCCUCACCGACGACGGACUUGCGAAGCUCCGAGCUUCUUACAUUGUUGUUGUGGGUUGUGGUGGUGUUGGAUCGCAUGCCGCUGCCGCACUAGCUCGCUCAGGCGUGGCCAAGAUCCGUCUCAUCGACUUCGACCAAGUCACGCUUUCAUCACUCAACCGCCAUGCGCUGGCCACACUGGCUGACGUGGGAACAUCGAAGGUACACUGUAUUCGGAGGAGAUUGGAGCAAAUCGCUCCAUGGGUCAUGUUCGACUGCCGCAACGAACUUUUCGGCAAAGAGGCAGCCGAUUCUCUCCUUGGACCUUGGACUCUGACACACGAGGGAGAGGGACGACGACCAGACUACGUGCUCGACUGCAUCGACAAUAUCACGUCGAAGGUCGACUUGCUACACUACUGUCACACCCACUCGCUUCCUGUCAUCUCGUCCAUGGGGGCAGGCUGCAAGUCAGACCCAACUCGUGUCGUUGUUGGCGAUAUUUCAGCCAGCACGGAUGACCCUCUCUCGCGCAGCACUCGCCGCAAACUCAAGGCCAAGGGCGUUAGCUCUGGAAUCCCGACAGUAUUCUCGACCGAGAAGCCCGGUCCUGGAAAGGCUAGUCUACUGCCUCUCCCCGAGGAUGAAUUCGCCAAGGGCAAAGUUGGCGAGCUGGGUGUUCUCCCCGAUUUCCGAGUUCGCAUUCUUCCGGUUCUGGGAACCAUGCCUGCGGUAUUUGGCUACACUGUCGCCAACCAUGUCAUCUGCAGUGUAUCAGGAUACCCGAUCGACUACACUGUAGGUGCGAAAGGCCGGGAGAAGCUGUACGAUGGUAUGCUGGCUUCCUUUCAAGGUGCCAUGGAGAAGCUGAACCGACACAUGGCUGGUGAAGACCCCACCGGUCUCCGCCUGCCAGUCAGCAAGGACGAUAUUGCCUACUUGACGGAGGAAGUGUGGCGGGGAAGAAGUGCCAUCAGUGGCUUAUACAAUCGCCUGGUGCUGAUGCCGUGGGAAAUCCCAGCGCGUGGAUUUGCCGUGGACGCAGAUAUGGCGAAAGAAGGACAGAAGUAUAUUCCUAUCGAUCUCAAGGAUCUGGUUUGCAUGACCAAGGAUGAGGCUACCCGUCACGAACGUGAGGUUCUACGUGGGGAUAAAAAGGUCGAGGAGCUCUAUGACGAGACAGUGCUGCAACGCGUGAACCUGCGGCGACAGGAGGCAGAUGAGCUAGAGCAGUAUCGGUGA
Molecule: messenger RNA, 1728 nt
Organism: Penicillium waksmanii
Lineage: Eukaryota; Fungi; Ascomycota; Eurotiomycetes; Eurotiales; Aspergillaceae
Product: tRNA threonylcarbamoyladenosine dehydratase
Exons: 3
Coding region: 1-1728 (575 amino acids)
Biological process (GO): cyclic threonylcarbamoyladenosine biosynthetic process
Cellular component (GO): mitochondrial outer membrane
Molecular function (GO): ubiquitin-like modifier activating enzyme activity; tRNA threonylcarbamoyladenosine dehydratase activity
Source: RefSeq, a predicted model, not a curated record